Molecule: messenger RNA, 1098 nt
Organism: Macadamia integrifolia
Lineage: Eukaryota; Viridiplantae; Streptophyta; Magnoliopsida; Proteales; Proteaceae
Exons: 4
Coding region: 223-948 (241 amino acids)
Biological process (GO): male meiotic nuclear division; female meiotic nuclear division
Source: RefSeq, a predicted model, not a curated record
AGUUCCCCGCACACCCACCAACCAUUGCCGAAUCCCAAGAAACAUUACUUUAUGAUCUUUUCUUGAUUUCUUCUUCUCUGCCAUUGACUGACUUGUUUGUAUAAUCUAAAUCGGCUAGCUCCUCACUUUUCCAAAGCUUCUCCUUUUAAAUAGAAGCCAUUACACAUUUGAAUCCUUUAAUUGUAGUAGUAUUCUAUCAUUGUCUGUUGAGUGUGUUCAGUUAUGGAGGCUACUGCACCUUUCUUCCCUUUAGCUGAUUUGUCAACUGGGUAUCUUCAAGAUGCUUUAAUGGAGUGGAAUGAUAGGUGUAAGAGAAGACGCUUAGAAUUGUAUGACCAUGGUUAUGAUCAAAGAACAAGCUGCUGGGAGAAUCUUGUACAGAACUACAACUGGAGCUCAAAUUGGACUGGAGACCCACUUGAGAAUUUUAAUUUCUUCAACAAUAUAACUGAAGCCAAUAGAGUUUCAGAUGAAUCAUUGAACUCCUCAAUCAGCAGCAUCAGUGAAGGAGAAACUAUUUUCUCAGAGAUCAAAACAUUAGAAGACUCAGUAUCAGCCCAUGAAACAAACAAUUCUCCAUGUCCAUCUUACAAGGACCCACUUGUGGGAAAGUGCAAGCAUGACAUAGAGACCCAAAUUUCAAGAAACACCCCUGGAUCUUCUUCAGAGAGUGGCUUCAAAAGGAAGAAGAAGGUCAUAACAGGAGUGAUUUACCCAUUUGCUUUAGUGAAACCAGGAGGAGUGGAUGGGGAUGUAACCCUCAAUGAUAUCAAUGAGAGGAUCCUCAUGCCACCAACCAGACCGGUCAGGCACCCGGUGGGGGACUUCGCUGGUCGUCCAUUUGUGUCUCCUGAUGGUCCAGGUCUCUCAGGGAAAUCAGUUGUGGCCCUCACCAAAAUCCACACUCAAGGAAGAGGAACCAUCACAAUCAUCAGAACCAGAGGCUGAAGUAAUGAAUAUAAUUGAAGGGUCCUUUAUUACUUUGAAGUUCAAUCCGUGCAUAUCUCAAUUGUAUAGUAACUGUAGGUAGAUGAUGCAUGUAAACAAAGAAACCGAGUUGCUAUUGUUCAACCCACAAUAUGAGUUAAAGAUUCCUCA